UUCCGAGGCGCUUUCCAACUUCCAAUUUCGCACUACUACAUCACAACAUCCUCUUACAUUGCGCAAGAGCCAAUCCCACCCCCUGCACUUCCACUUCUCCUACAUCCAGUUCUUCUAGCGCUACCUUCACUUCCGAAUAUGGUAGCAUUGUCAACUCUAUACAAUACACAGUAUCUCGGGCACUCCACUCAUUAUCAUUCCCUGUUUUCUCCCUCUCAUUCCCGACCCGCUACCACAUGGCGUGUCAGCUUAUCCUACGGAAGCUCGUAUUACCCUCCGACUAUUGAGUCUAGCUGUGGCCCCUAGAAUCAGAAUCCGUUGGCAAUCCACUAACCAGAUCGAGUCGGAAGAUCGACGUCGCGUGAGUGAGCGUCAUAUCCUAUUUUUCACUGCCGGGUUUCCGAGCUUCUUAGCUGACGGUGUACAUGACUCGUGGUUAUAUUCUCCUGAGGCUCCCGGUACAAAAACCGGGAGUUGGCCGCCGCUAACCCAAGUCACGGAGGUUGUAGUUUAACGCGUGGAGACUCCGCCGGGGUCCCAGAAUGGACGGGUGUUGGCGCCUUUGGCUGGCGGCCUGUGGCCUAUGCUGGCCUAUGCGUCUCGGGGCUCAGCGGAGUGCGUCGCAUUUCCCCAUCUCAAUCCCCUUAUCGGCUGGAUCUACCUCGUAUCUGUGGAUGACGCUGGAUUCGGGUCAGACCUAGACGGAAGCAUCGCGCAAUAUCCGCACCGUCGACUCAGAAUCUAUUUCCAGGAGGCCCGGUCCACUGUGGCACAAGCGAUACUCGCGUGAAUUAACCGGCCCCAGGAACCACGUUUCCUUCAGAAAUUGAUGGACCGUGGAGUCUGGAUUCAUAAUUGCAGAAUGUCUGAGUGGGCGGGUG
Molecule: messenger RNA, 881 nt
Organism: Aspergillus welwitschiae
Lineage: Eukaryota; Fungi; Ascomycota; Eurotiomycetes; Eurotiales; Aspergillaceae
Exons: 2
Coding region: 584-790 (68 amino acids)
Source: RefSeq, a predicted model, not a curated record